CCCGUCCCGGGCCCGCCCGGGGUGCGCGGGGGCGGCUCCCGGCGGCCCUCUCCGCCGGUUGCCAUGGUGCCGCGGCCCGGCGUGCUGUGGGCAGUGGCGGCGGCGGCGCUAGCGCUGCUGGUCCGGCGGGCGGCGGCGGCGCUGGCGGGGCCGGUGGUCCGCUGCGAGCCUUGCGACGCGCGGGCGCUGCAGCAGUGCAAGCCCCUACAGCCCGACUGCGCCGAACGGGUGCGGGAGCCGGGCUGCGGCUGCUGCCUCACCUGCGCCCUGCGCCCGGGGCAGCCCUGCGGCAUCUACACGGAAAGCUGCGGCGUGGGGCUCAGCUGCCAGCCGCGGCGGGAAGAGGCGCGGCCGCUGCAGGCGCUGCUCGAGGGCCGCGGGCUCUGCACCAACGCUACGGCGGGCAGCAAGCUGCGGGCCUUCCUGCUGCCGGGACCGCAUGCUGCAGGAAAUUUCAGUGAUUCAGAAGAAGACAGGAGUACCAGCAGCGUCGAAAAUCAGGCCAUUCCAAACUCUCACAGGGUGCCAGAUUCCAAGUCACAUCCACCACACAUCAAAAUAGAUAUCAUCAGGAAAGUGCAAGCCAAAGAUUCACAACGCUAUAAAGUCGAAUAUGAUUCACAGAGUACAGAUACAUUGAAUUUCUCUUCUGAAUCCAAACAAGAGACUGAAUAUGGUCCAUGUCGUAGAGAAAUGGAAGACACUUUAAACCACCUAAAGAUACUGAAUGUCUUGAGUCCCAGGGGCUUUCAUAUUCCAAAUUGUGACAAGAAGGGAUUUUACAAGAAAAAGCAAUGUCGCCCAUCUAAAGGCCGAAAAAGAGGUUAUUGCUGGUGCGUGGAUAAAUAUGGACAGCCACUUCCUGGGUAUGAUGGGAAGGGAAAAGGAGAUGUCCACUGCUAUAACUUGGAAAGCAAAUGAGGGCUGGGCACCAGCUUUUCUGGCUUCUGUGCAUGGCCACUGGACCUAACAGAGACCUUGGAGGGGCUGGGCAAACACUGUGGGACUGCACUGUGUGUGGAGUAACAAGAUCUGCCUCCUGCAGCAGAUGGGGAGUUGCAGCCUCUGUGGAUUCUGCUGCAUUUGCACCCUGCGACCAACACAUAUCAAGCUUCCUAUGGGAUGUGUAGGGAGCUCUGAAUUCCCAUGUAAACCUGCACUAUUGAUACCCAGAGAGAGAAAAACAAAAGACAUUUCAGAAUGGAAUCAGGGAGUCUCCACUGACUUUUUAAAGAAUGGCCAGUGACCAAUUUGAUCCCAAAAGAUACUGGGUUUUUUAUUUUAAUGAAUUUAUAGACGUUAAGCUUGUAAAAGUAUUAAAAAGAAAAACAAAACCAAAAAACACACAUGGAUUUAAAGGUAAAGCUUUUUUUACAGGUCUGAUGGGAAACUUGUCUUCAUGGGUAAAAAGUUUUAUAAAAAUGUCAAAGAACUUUUUAAAGAAAUGUAUUCCUAAGAUAAAGACAUGGCUAUUUUUUUCUGUAAAAUAUAUUAUGAAUAUUCUGUUAGUCUGUAUUUAAUAUAAUUGGUUUUUAAUAAACUUUAUUUAAAUGUAACAUGUGAAUACCAAAUAUUACACAGUAAUUCUAGUGUAUACAUGUGUAUGCAAGGAGAAAGUAAGGUUAUGGAAUGAUUUACAAAUAUGUUUAAGACUCUAUGCAUACACACUGACCUAUUCCAGGUAAGAGAAAUGACUUUUUGGAGCAAAGGAAGUGUUUCCAGAAGGGAUUGAGUUUUAUUAUUUGAUAUAACUACAAAUGUCAAGAUAGUAUUUUCUUUAAAUUAUUUUAUUGAUAAUUCUAAUGUGCCCAUCACUGAAUUAUGCCACUGAAAAGGAUAACAAUCGUACUGAAGCUCUUGGUAAAGCUUUCAUCUGUCUGUACGUUGCUUCAGUUUGUGCAACAGGGCUUACAUUUCCUCCAUUUACUGCUCACACUAAUAUAGAAUAUUCGUGGACAAAAAAUUGCUAUUACAGUACUACUCUUUGUAUUUGCUUAUUUAUUUUGAAAAGGUGUAUCUAUUCUGUGUUGUCUUGGUACAUUCUACCAAAGCACUUACUCUGUAUGAGGAACUCCUGUUGAAAACAAUGUCAACAAGAUGGGGAGAUUGUGGACCCUGGGUGUUGAGACCCAUGCGUUUCAUUUAUGCGACACACAAUUGUUGCUUGUUUUGACUAUGGUAGAAAUCACUUGCCUGCAUCUCAGCAUAGAAAAAGAACCAUUGGGUUUAAAUAGUUAAAUUCACUGUCUGCCUUGUUGUUACAUGUCUUUUUAUUUGGAAGAGAAGUGAUUCAGUUUUGUUGUGGUAUGUGAUGCUUUCACAUAAGGAAAGCUUUGGCAACAUUUUUUGAGGUUGAUUGUUUAAUGUACUUUGUGAAAAAUUCUGUAUGACAAUGAAAUCUGGAUAAGGAAGGGUGGCCUGUGAAAUGUAUCAUCUUUCUGAAAAAUAAUGCCAUAUUUUGUAUAUGUAUUUAUUUAUAUAUUUUAUAUAAAUAUUUUAUAUAUUUAUAUAAUAUAUAUUCUUAUAUGUCUCACUAUAAAUGUUUGAUGUCACUUUAGAAAAAAGAAGCCAUCAACACUGUAAUUUCUUGUUGGGUUGGGAACUCCAUGAAGACUAUGGACAUUGGGUUUUCACCUGCUGGGGCUAGGCAUUAUGUUGAUGGAGGAGAGGCUGUGGUGCUGAGGAGCCCAUUCCUCUCCCACUGCAUGAAUUACAACCAUCCUUGUUCCUGCCAGCAAAGGCAAAUGUCUAGAAACUCUGACAUGGAAGGAUUUGGACAUGCAGCUUGCCAGGAUUGCAGCAGCCCAUCACCAUAACUCAGAUGUUUAAAGCCUUAUCCUGAAAUGUAUUAGCUGAAUGGCACUAUGAGUGUUCUCCACAUCUUUCCAAUUUCUGCCUAAUGAAAUUAGUUCAUAUCAUCAUUAAAACUGAAAUUUUAUAAUCUCAUGGUAAGAAAAAAAUUGUACAUGAAAUGAUGUUUACUCCAGGCUAAUAGAGGUUUCCUGACACAUUGUUACAGAAAGCUUUGUGAGGUGAAGAUUUAUUGCGAUAUUUUUAUUGCUAAAGUGGAUCUAAUGCCUGCAAAGAUUUGUUGGCAAAAUAAUAAAUGCUAGGCUUUUAUUUUUUUUAA
This is a messenger RNA of Vidua chalybeata, 3130 nucleotides long. RefSeq names its product insulin like growth factor binding protein 3 (gene IGFBP3). Gene Ontology annotation, cellular component: extracellular region. The record is from RefSeq and is a predicted model, not a curated record. The coding region runs from base 64 to 921 and encodes 285 amino acids. NCBI's taxonomy places the organism in Eukaryota, Metazoa, Chordata, Aves, Passeriformes, Viduidae. The transcript is spliced from 4 exons. Gene Ontology annotation, biological process: regulation of insulin-like growth factor receptor signaling pathway. Gene Ontology annotation, molecular function: insulin-like growth factor II binding; insulin-like growth factor I binding; fibronectin binding.